Messenger RNA from Talaromyces atroroseus, 1500 nucleotides. RefSeq lists its product as hypothetical. The transcript is spliced from 7 exons. Lineage: Eukaryota; Fungi; Ascomycota; Eurotiomycetes; Eurotiales; Trichocomaceae. The coding region runs from base 1 to 1500 and encodes 499 amino acids. The record is from RefSeq and is a predicted model, not a curated record.
AUGUCGGGUCCCAAAGUUUCUGAUAAUGAUAAAAAUCGAGCAUGCCUCGAACGAUCCGAGCAUGCACAGUCCAAGUUACUGGAGAGUGUUCGCUGCCAGAAAGGAUUUUCUGAUGCAGAGAAGGGCGCAAUGAAUCUACAAAGCGCAUGCGAGUUUCGUGAGUACUGGAUACGAGUGACCAUGUCGCAGGGCAAUUUCGACGACAACCAUGAACACGGCUGCGGGCUUUGCGUCCGGCGUUCCCAGGCUUCGUCCAAGGUGGUUCUAACUUUCAUGGAUGACUUUUCUCCGCUUGUUGAUGCUGUCAAGGGCUGUAUCCCUGGUUACGGGGGACUGGCUAUUGCAACUGUUUCGCUUCUCUUCUUGGUUGCUCGAAACAAAGACGGCAUUGAGAAGAACCUGGCAUCUACGAUAGAGGCCAUUCGUGAUAGGCUUCCUGCCAUGGAUCUAUACAAGCAUAUAUACGACGAGAAUCAUGCCUUGGAUCAUGAGAUGCAGACUAGGGUUAUAGCCGCUUACGAAACAUUCAUGGAAUUUUGUAUCUCGGCCAUUGAAUAUUAUAAGGGCAGUGGUAUCUGGCGCUGGUUCAGAGCGUUGGCACCCGGGAGCACAAGCAUUGCAACAAAUGCUGCCCGGGUGCACACUUCCAUCAUCGGCAUAAGGCAGUUAGGCGAGGAACUAGUAGCAAAAAAUUGUGGAUAUCAUCAAGAAGGGAAAGGAAGGGUUUCAGAUCUUGACAGGAAGCUCUUUGAACUGCAGGAUAGCUUUAGUGAGGCAGUCAUUGACUGUUUCCGGGCGACAUUCCAGCUCCAAGGGCUCAGCGACGACUCGCAAAACCAAUAUCUCGAGCAUUACCGUGUGGUCGUUAGCAUGGACCAGCGAAGCUACGCAGGCGUCUUGGAACAGAUGAGUGGCACAAGCCUGGAUCGAUUUGUCAACAGCGGCGUAUAUCAUCAAUGGUAUACUGCAGAGCAGUCCUGUCUUCUGAUCUUAUCCGGCCAUAACGAUAAUGGCUCUAUCUCUCCCCAAUGUUGGCUGUCACCAGUGGCGCUUUGGACCAUAGAUGACUGCAGGAGGGUCAGUUCCACAGUCUACGCUUACUACAUUGUGCCGCACGAAGGCGCCACAAUAUACCAGGUUCUUUCUGGGCUUUUGCUUCAGCUAAUUCGGCGCGAAAAGAGCAUACUUCGGGACGAGUCGCAGCGUGACGCAUUUAAAAGGAAGAUGUACGAAUACCAGCAGAGAACCACAUCAGCAGAGAACUACAAAUAUGGAGAAUCCGAGUCCCUGUACAUGGUGGUUGAUCGAGCAGACCGAUGCCGGAAUUUCCGCGAUUAUGACCAUCGCGAAGCUUUGAAAGAUGGCCUAAAGACGAUGAUUUAUGCCUCUCGAUGCCAACUGAAGAUUCUUGCUGUUUUCGAUGGCAUUGGCUGGGACGAAGAUGAGAAGGGCGCCGGCCAAUCCGUCAUGCAACAGACUAUAAGCCAGCGCUUAGUUUAG